Messenger RNA from Ipomoea triloba (trilobed morning glory), 2722 nucleotides. RefSeq names its product receptor-like protein 15. Gene Ontology annotation, molecular function: protein binding. The transcript is spliced from 3 exons. The record is from RefSeq and is a predicted model, not a curated record. NCBI's taxonomy places the organism in Eukaryota, Viridiplantae, Streptophyta, Magnoliopsida, Solanales, Convolvulaceae. The coding region runs from base 200 to 2722 and encodes 840 amino acids.
UGCGAUAACUUGACAGGGCGAGUCACUAAGCUUCAUCUCCAUGAUAUAAGGGAGCUGAAGCUUGGAGAAUUUGACUUCUUCCUUGAUGCCUCUUUGUUUCUUCCCUUUCAGGAAUUGCAGGGGCUAGGUUUGGAGAAUAAUACCAUACAAGGCGAAUCCUACUUAGCUCUCUCACUAUAUUUCAAUUCAGGCUUGGGAAAUGCUGUACAAGCUUUAUAAUCUUACAAUCAAUGCAGGUUUGAAAGGAGAACUAAAGUUAAAGAAGCUACAGCUGUUGACAUUGGCUCAAAACCAACUCACUGAAAUUCCAUCCUUGGGCGCACUACUGUCCCUGAAUUAUCUUAACCUUGCAAGCAAUUAUCUAAAAAAUUUAUCAGAUUUUAACAAGUUAACUACUUUACGCAGUCUGCAAAUAUUAGUCUUCAGGAAUAAUCAAAUCAGGGGCAAUCUACCACCAUCCAUUGGGACCUUCACCUCCUUGAAAUCUUUGUCAUUGGCAAACAAUGAAUUAAAUGGCCCUUUACCGGAGGAAGGAUUUUGCGGUUUGAGGAACAUUGAAGAGUUGGAUCUUUACUCAAAUAGCUUUGAUGGAAGUAUUCCGUUAUGUUUUAGCAAUUUAACAUCCCUAAAGUUCCUGGAUCUUUCUUCAAACAGACUUACUGGAACCAUUCCUACAACUCUUUUCUACCGUCUCUCAUCCCUUGAACAUGUUUCCCUUUCUGAUAAUCACUUUGAAGGUUCAUUCUCAUUCAGUUCAGUUGCUAACAACUCUAAGCUUCAAUUCUUUGAGCUUCAUUGCAACAAUAGAAUGUUGAAUAUAGACACAGAAAAUCCACCUUGGACACCGCUCUUUCAAUUGAACUUCCUCCGUAUAUCAAAUUGUGAGCUCAAUGAACCAAGUAGGGUAAUGCCCAGUUUCAUUUUGACACAAGGGAACCUCAGACUCUUAGAACUCAGUAACAACAGUAUAACUGGGAGAAUUCCUACAUGGUUGCUCAAGAAUAAUUCUGGACUACAAUUCCUUUCCCUCGGAGGAAACUUCUUUACGGGCUCAUUUGUUAUGAAUUCUGACCAUUGGUUUGGAAACCUGUAUUGGUUCGAUGUGUCCAUGAAUGAAAUCUAUGGAGAGCUUCCGCCUCUUAUGGGUUUUAUUUUUUCUAACCUGGUCUAUUUGCGAUUAUCUGAGAAUGCAUUUCAAGGUACAAUUCCUCCAUCAAUGGGUGAUAUGAGAAAUUUGUACUAUCUGGAUCUAUCCAACAACAAUUUUUCUGGAGAGCUACCAGUAAAUUUGAUAAUGGGGUGCAUCUCGUUGAGAUUUUUGAAGCUUUCAAAUAAUGCUUUUGAGGGGAAUUUAUUCAAAUCAGAGUGGAAUCUCACCAAUCUUCAUCAUUUAUUUAUGGAUAAUAACUUGUUCUCAGGGAAACUCUCAGAUGGAAUUAUGAACAGCUCUCAGCUAGAGAUACUGUCUCUAAAGAGUAAUUUGAUCUCAGGAAAAAUUCCAGAUUGGAUUGGAAACUUGUCAUCAUUGGAGUACCUUGUCUUGGCUGAGAAUUCAUUACAUGGAUCAAUCCCAUUAAGUUUCUCUGGAUUACAACAGUUAAAAUUGCUUUACCUUUCUGGGAACUAUCUUCAUCAAAUACCACCUGGUGUUAACCUUUCAUCCUUGGCAUAUUUACAUCUUGCAGACAAUGAACUUGAUGGACCUCUGCCAAGUUUUAUUUCCAGAUUAUCUUCUCUUAUAUCUUUGGAUGUUAGAUAUAACAAAUUGUCGGGCAGAAUUCCUAGCUGGCUAAGCUCACUCACAAAUUUAAGGACUCUUCUGUUAAAGGGAAAUAGUCUCCAUAGCCCGAUCCCUGCUGAAUUGUGUCAGCUCAAAAACACCAGCAUACUAGACCUUUCAUUCAACAAUCUUUCUGGAAAGAUACCUCUUUGCUUGUGUAGCAUGCCCUUUGGGGAGAAAAAGCCACUUCCUAUUGACGGAACCUUUUCUUCCAACAUAUUUGGGUGGUCAAUGCCAAGGAUAGUGGCAUAUGAAUAUGUGGGUCUGUUUGGUGUGUUGGAUUAUCCUAUGGCAACACAUGUGAGUAUAAGUGUUUCGGAAAAUGUGCAAUUUUUAACUAAGAGUAGGUAUGAAGAUUUUUCUUACAGUAUUUUAUAUUUCAUAUCUGGAAUUGAUCUAUCUCAUAAUAAAUUCAUAGGUCCAAUCCCUCCCUGUAUUGGUUAUCUCAGUGACAUUCACUCUUUAAACCUGUCACACAAUUAUUUUGAUGGAUCUAUUCCUAAAACACUAUCCAUGUUGAAAGAAAUAGAAAGCAUGGAUCUGUCCUACAACAGGCUCACUGGUGAAAUCCCAUCUGAACUGAUAGCUUUGAACUUUCUGUCAGUUUUCUCAGUGGCUUACAAUAACUUAUCAGGUAGGACACCAGCCAUGGUUGGUCAGUUUGCUACAUUUGAGAAGCAGAGCUAUGAAGGUAAUGAAUUUCUUUGUGGAAUGCCGCUACCUGAUUGUGGUACGAAAAAUACCAAAUUACCUGAACUAUAUGAUGAAGGAACAAAUGAUUCAUUCAUAGUUGAGUUUCAAUGGAGCUUUCUUGGAUCAUACAUUGUGGCAUUUCUGAGUGUUGUUGCUUACCUAUACUGCAGUCCUUAUCAUUCCAUGCUGCUUUAUGAAUUCUUUACGACAAGAUUUAGGACUUGCGUUUCGCCUUUUAGAAGGCGCUGA